ACUUCAAGACUCAACACUGUUCCCUUGCAUGUGCACAUCCCAAGUGCUCCAUCGGAAGGCUGCAAGGCUCCGAACGUCCGCAUUCUGGAAGCCAGCAUGCAAGGAUGUGUCCGUCGUGGUGCACUACCCGCCUGCGUGGCGACGCACGCCAUUAUCAUGCAACUCGAAAUGAACCGGCUUUGAGGCACCACGGUCAUGUAAAAGGCUUUCCUGGUAGCCGUGAGUGAGCCUUGUGGACCAUUUACAACUGCUAGAGACGGUCGACAUCGAAAAACCAAAUCAUGGCUCGACCUCUCGACAUCGUGAUUGUUGGAGGUGGCAUAGGAGGACUCUCCGCAGCGAUCGCCAUACGCAUCGCCGGGCAUAAUGUCGUGGUCCUCGAAGCAGCCGAGAAGAUUGAAGAAAUCGGCGCAGGCCUCCAAUUCUCAGCAAAUGCAACACGGAUCCUCACAAAAUGGGGUCUCGACAAAGAGAUAUUAGGCGACGUCGUCGAGCCAUACAACUGCAUAAUGAGGCGGUGGCAGGACGGCAGCACGAUAUCCACCCUCGCAUUACACGACUACCACCGACAGACAUACGGCGCUCCCUUCUGGGAUAUCCACCGACACGACCUCAUCGUUGCCCUUCACAGGCGCGCGCUCGAGUUAGGCGCGGAGAUCAAGACCGAUGCGAAAGUCAUCGACGUCGGCUUUGACGCCGGAAGCGUGACAUUGAAAUCCGGCGAGACGUAUACGGCUGACCUGAUCGUCGGCGCAGAUGGACUCAACAGCCUUUGUCGCCAAAGAUUUGUGCCGACCGAACUGCCCGAACUCACAGGCGACAUGGCGUUUCGAGUACUUCUGGACGUUGCGGACUUGCCAGCUGAUGAUCUUGAGUUUCAAGAGUUGGCUUCGAAUCCGCAAUGCACGUACUGGCUUGGACCGAGUGGGCAUGCCAUUGUGUACGUUCUCAAGGGCGGCCGACAGAUCAAUCUUGUCGCCGUGGCCCCAGAUGACCUGCCAAUCGGUGUGAUCCGCGCGCCGUGCCAGGUCGAGGACGUUCUGAAGAUCUUCAAAGAUUGGGAUCCGUUGCUUCAGAAGAUCAUAUCCCAAGAAAAAGUGAUAUGGAAAUGGAAACUACACAAACGACCCUCCCUGGACAAAUGGUGCCAUCCCUCUGGCAAAUUUACAUUGCUUGGGGACGCCGUCCACCCAACACUCCCAUACCUCUCCCAAGGUGCGGGCAUAUCCCUCGAAGACGCCGCCGUCCUAGGCCACAUUCUGGCACAACGCAUUCCGCUCUCCGAAGCAAUAGUCCAGUACGAGGCGCUGAGGCGGCCGCGUACAACGAAGAUUGUCGCUGCCGCUACUGCGCAACAGUAUUGGUAUCAUCUACACGACGGAGAGGCUCAGCAGCACCGAGACGCCAUUAUGGGCGCAGAGAUAUCGUGUGAAGGUGAUCCUUUUCUGUGGAGGGAACCCACCUUUUCGCCCUGGUUGUAUGGGUAUGAUGCUUAUAAGGAGGCGGAGAAGGCUGUAGAGCAGGGAUUGUCUUUGGGGUUUGCGAAUGGAACUGCCAACUAGGCUGUUGAGAUAGUGUGAUGAUUUGCUUCGCGAACGAGUGAAUGGCAAUUGAUAAUUGCAUUCGGUGCAGUGG
Messenger RNA from Exophiala viscosa, 1635 nucleotides. RefSeq lists its product as uncharacterized. The transcript is spliced from 4 exons. The record is from RefSeq and is a predicted model, not a curated record. Lineage: Eukaryota; Fungi; Ascomycota; Eurotiomycetes; Chaetothyriales; Herpotrichiellaceae. The coding region runs from base 282 to 1562 and encodes 426 amino acids. Gene Ontology annotation, molecular function: FAD binding; monooxygenase activity.